Soboliphyme baturini is the source of this 981-nucleotide messenger RNA. Lineage: Eukaryota; Metazoa; Nematoda; Enoplea; Dioctophymatida; Soboliphymatidae. The record is from the annotation of a GenBank genome assembly.
AUGAGCUUGGAGUAUUAUCCAUUGGACAGACAGACGUGCCUCAUUGAUCUGGCUAGCUACGCCUACACUACAGAAGAUAUCAUCUAUGCAUGGAAAUCGGAAAUGCCGGUGCAAUUGAAGGAUGGACUACGAAGGAGCCUGCCCAGUUUUGAACUGCAAGACGUAACGACCGGUUUCUGCACAAGUAAAACAAAUACAGGAGAGUAUAGCUGUUUGCGAACUACUCUUAUUCUUCGACGAGAGUACAGUUAUUAUUUAAUAACACUGUACAUUCCGAGUUUUAUGCUGGUGAUGGUCUCAUGGGUGAACUUCUGGAUAGACAAGGACGCUGUUCCUGCCCGAGUGAGCCUUGGAGUCACCACUCUGUUGACAAUGACGACACAAGCAUCAGGAGUCAAUGCAAAACUACCUCCUGUUUCUUACACUAAAGCAAUUGAUGUGUGGAUUGGUGCCUGUUUAGGCUUUAUCUUUGGAGCACUUCUUGAAUUUGCAUUGGUAAAUUACGCUGGAAGAGUUGAGUUCCUAGAGAAAGAAAGAAAGAAAAACAAAAGCUCAUUGAUGCAUGAAGCUCGUUGGCCAACGAAUCUUAACAUCACUCCAAUACCUCCACUACAACGCUCAUCAGUAGGAAUAGCAACGUCGUUGCAUUCAACUUCUAAUCCUUUGAGGACAACGCCUUUCAUCGAAAACUAUCCAAUAGAGGCUGUCUGUCCUGAAUGUAAGGCCGAGCAACGCGAAAAGGAACGAGCCCUUGAGGCAAUGCGACCGCUGAUUCACAACGCAUUUGAUAUACCUCCUUCCGUAGCCUUUUCCAGAAUACCCAAUCGAACGCCAGGAAAGUUGAGGAGUCGUUGGUGUCUUCAAAUGUGGCUGGUGAAGUACAAAGAACGAUCGAAACGAAUUGACGUCAUUUCUAGAUUUAUUUUUCCCAUUGGAUUUUUUUUCUUCAAUUGUAUUUACUGGGUUGUCUACCUUGUCUGA